UGGGUGGAACAAACAGGGCAUGAAAAGCCUAACGUGACUAACGGAUCUGCGAACUGUGGUCCCCCUCACUCCCAUCUCCAGGAAUGUAGGCUUUUAGCAGCUGGACCAGCCUCUUGCCUGACCCUGGAGCCGCUCCUCCCCAAAGUAAGAAUCCUGCUGGCUCUGUAGCGGGCGAGCUAGGAGAGGAGAAACAUGGCCUGCGUCCUGAAGAAGAAGUCCAUGAUUGUUGUGAUUUUUGUAGCAGCAUUUCUCUUCCUGCUGAUUUUUCACCUUAUAAAUGAAGUGAAUUUCCCUUUGCUACUAAACUGCUUUGGACAAUCUGGUGCUAAAUGGAUUCCGUUCUCUUACACACUCAGGAAGCCUCUCAGAACUCACUAUGGAUACAUAAAUGUGAAAACACAAGAGCCUCUGCAGCUGGCCUGUGAUCUGUGUGCCAUUGUUUCAAAUUCCGGUCAAAUGGCCGGACAGAAGGUGGGAGCUGAAAUUGACCGGGCAUCCUGCAUCUGGAGGAUGAAUAACGCUCCCACAAGGGGCUAUGAAGAGGAUGUGGGGCGGAGGACAAUGAUAAGGGUGGUAUCCCACACCAGUGUUCCCCUGCUGCUGAAGAACCCAGAUUAUUUUUUCAAGGAUGCCAACAGCACGAUCUACGUCAUCUGGGGCCCUUUCCGGAACAUGCGGAAAGACGGCCACGGCAUUGUGUACAACAUGCUGAGGAAAGCUGUGGAGGCUUACCCAAGUGCCAAGAUUUACGUGACGACUGAGAAGCGCAUGAGUUAUUGUGAUGCGGUUUUCAAGAAGGAGACUGGGAAAGACCGAGUCCAGUCAGGUUCAUAUCUCAGCACUGGUUGGUUUACCUUAAUUCUGGCGAUGGAUGCUUGCUACGGCAUCCAUGUCUAUGGGAUGAUAAAUGACACCUACUGCAAGUCAGAAGGCUUUAGAAAAGUCCCCUACCACUACUAUGAGCAAGGAAGAGAUGAAUGUGAUGAAUAUCUUCUGCAUGAAAAUGCUCCUUAUGGAGGUCACAGGUUUAUCACGGAAAAGAAAGUAUUUGCAAAAUGGGCCCGAAAGCACAAGAUAAUAUUUACCCACCCAAAUUGGACAGUGUCUUGAUGUCGGUUUUGCAAGACCUUCAGUGUUAUCCUGAUAUUACAACAAUGCCUCAACCUGGGAUGAUGAUUCUUUCACCUUAAAGUUCUUUCUCUGCUUAGAUAAGCCAGACAUAAAUGAUAGCUCAGUUAUUAAGAUGAACUUGAGAACUGUGGAGGGUAAUUGUGCUGCUUUGUUUUCUCACUGAGGAUACUACACCACAUAAUGCACUUUAUAGCGUAACUGGACAUUAAUCAAGACAGCAGCGACCUUACCAGUGGGUAUGAUAUUGUUCGAGUUGAGCUCACUGGGAUACCGAACGGUGGGUAGUUUGAACACACAGGUGGUAAAACAUCAGAGAUACAGUAGGAAAUCAAGAACUUUGGCACCUGAGAAGGUUCCCUGUGGGUAUGGAACAUAAAUGAGGAAUGAUAUUUUUUCAAGUAUAGUGUAGAGAGGUGUUUGAGGACAAGUCUACCUCCUUACAAAUAGGGAUAAGGAAGGGCUUCUUCUCUCUCUCUCUCUAGCAUAUGGUCUUCCCACGGGCAACAUCUCUAAGCCUGCAGUUAAGUAAGACUUGACUGCCCCUACCCUACUAACUGGCUGUUUGGCUACUGAAAGAAACUCCCUAAUUCUGGAGACGCCAUCAGCCUAUGACUACUUGCCCAUCUCUUGCUUAUUGAGACAGAAUCUACCAAGGAGCUUGACAGAUUUCUGAGGCACCUCUUUCAAUCUUAAUAUCCAGAUGGUACAACUAAGCAUAUUUUUUUUUUUAAGUUGCCUCAAACACUUUUGAACGUUUUGGAUUGCCUGGAAAAUCAACUUCAACACUGUAAUAACUAAUACUGGGAAAACUUGAAAGGCAUAUGCUUUAACAUUACCAAAAUAGUUUAUUGAUAUUGUUCAAGUCAUUUCACAACAGAUUUUUGUAUGCUUUUUUUAAUCAUAGAACAGGAAAAGUAAGACAUAUUUUUACAUGGUAUUUGUAUACUGAUAAUCAUAUUUCAUAAUGUAUAUUUGUAUAUACAAAUUUAUAUUUUAUAGGCCCAAGAUGUAUACACAUGUAGUAUGUUAGUAAUAUUGUCAGCAGCCACCCUUAGUGAUGCUCGCAUUGCAUUUUGCCAGUGCUCUACCCUUUUCUGUGCUCACCUUUCCCUUAUAUUAUUCUCUCCAAUUGUCUUAAAGUUUUGUCAAAAGAGUCUCUUUUCCAGAUAUUUCCCACAUUUUAUCAAUUCAAUGCACUACUAUAGAUAGCAGAAGGAAGAGUAACCAAUUAAAGCUUUAUUUCCAAA
Ornithorhynchus anatinus (platypus) is the source of this 2378-nucleotide messenger RNA. RefSeq names its product ST6 N-acetylgalactosaminide alpha-2,6-sialyltransferase 3 (gene ST6GALNAC3). Gene Ontology annotation, molecular function: alpha-N-acetylgalactosaminide alpha-2,6-sialyltransferase activity. The transcript is spliced from 5 exons. The record is from RefSeq and is a predicted model, not a curated record. Bases 193 to 1110 code for a protein of 305 amino acids. Gene Ontology annotation, biological process: oligosaccharide metabolic process; ganglioside biosynthetic process. Lineage: Eukaryota; Metazoa; Chordata; Mammalia; Monotremata; Ornithorhynchidae.